Molecule: messenger RNA, 745 nt
Organism: Glossina fuscipes
Lineage: Eukaryota; Metazoa; Arthropoda; Insecta; Diptera; Glossinidae
Product: probable RNA helicase armi
Exons: 3
Coding region: 190-429 (79 amino acids)
Source: RefSeq, a predicted model, not a curated record
ACAGUAUCACUGAGAGAUAUAAUUUCCUGAAAAAAGGAAGGAUUUAUCAUCUCGACUCUAAUUAACGUUGAUAGUUUUCCCCUUACGUGUGGUUUUGACCCUCGCCUGGUUACAAAUUUACUCUACAAUUACCGGGCGUUGCCCUCUAUAGUGAAUGUUUAUAAUGGACUGUUCUACAAUGCGAAACCAAUGAUAAGAGAAGAAAAUUCUUGGGAAGCUGCAAUGCUGAAGCAACUUGACGAUUUACUGCCGCAAUCACUAAAUCGGCCCAAAACACAUGGCGUAUUCUUCCGCGGAAUACGUUCUGCAAAUCUGCAGAAAAACGACUCGCCAUCGUGGUAUAAUCCUUACGAAGCGAAGGAAGUCUUUCUAAUGACAGCCAAAUUGUAUCGUCAUAACAUUAAAAAGCUGAAUCUAUUGGCAUCAUAAGUCCGUCCAUGAAACAGGUUAAACAUUUGCGAAAUCUUUUUGUUGAUGCCGACGUAGCAAUGCCUAAAAUUGGCAUUGUGGAGGAAUUCCAAGGACAGAAACGCGAUAUAAUAUUAAUCUCAGGAGUGAGAUCAAGCAAGGAGCAUAUAUGUGACGAUAUGCACCAUGGAUUAGGAUUCAUACGAAACGAAAGAUCAACCAGACUCGCAAUUUCUCGGCCUCGUUGUCUGCUUAUGAUAUACGGAAACCCCGACACACUCUUUUUGGAUCCUCAUUGGCGCAUGAUCAUAAAUUACUGCAUCGAUAAUGAUGCCUA